This is a messenger RNA of Mangifera indica (mango), 2213 nucleotides long. RefSeq names its product transcription factor MYB33-like. The record is from RefSeq and is a predicted model, not a curated record. NCBI's taxonomy places the organism in Eukaryota, Viridiplantae, Streptophyta, Magnoliopsida, Sapindales, Anacardiaceae.
GUAAGUUUGGUAAUUGGUUGAUUUGAUUCAGUGAGUCAGUGAGUCCAUUUAUUAAUCGAAUAAAUAAAUAAAGUGGAUUUGAUUCUCUUCUUCAAAAGCUGAAAAAAGCUUCAACUUGGUGCUCCAUUUUGACGUUUGUUUCGGCUCUUGGCUCAUUUAGGCGCUAUUAACUGAGUUGAGAGACUGUUUGUUUUUGGAUUUUAAUCUAUUCAGUCUGAUUCAGGAUAUCACCCCGCUGUUUGAAUGGUUUUUUCUCUGGGUAGAGAUUGGUGUGAUAUUGUGGAGAGAUGAGUCAAACAACAAGUGAUAGUGAUGAUAGGGUGCUCUCCAGGGACCAGACUGAUUCGCCGUUAAUGGAUGAAGGUGGCAAUUCCGUUCAAGGAGUUAUACUAAAAAAAGGACCGUGGACAUCUGCUGAAGAUGCAAUUUUAAUUGACUAUGUUAAGAAGCAUGGAGAGGGGAACUGGAAUGCUGUCCAGAAGAACUCAGGGCUGUUCCGUUGUGGCAAAAGCUGCCGACUGAGAUGGGCCAAUCACCUGAGGCCAAACUUGAAGAAGGGGGCAUUUACUCAAGAAGAAGAGCAGCUGAUUGUUGAGCUCCAUGCCAAAAUGGGAAACAAAUGGGCACGCAUGGCUGCACAUUUGCCUGGUCGUACAGAUAAUGAGAUAAAGAAUUACUGGAAUACCCGAAUUAAACGACGCCAACGUGCUGGUUUACCUCUUUAUCCUCCUGAAGUGUCUUUCCCAUUGCAGGAGAGUCAAAACCAAAACAUUGGUGGAAUCAAUAAUGGGGAUAAAGGCCAUCAUGAUAUCUUGCAGGCUAAUGGUUAUGAGAUACCUGAUGUUGUGUUUGACAGUUUAAAAGCCAAUCAGAGUGUCUUACCUUAUGUCCCUGAACUUCCUGAUAUUUCUGGAAGCAACAUGCUAAUGAAAGGUCUGGGCUCUCCAUUCUGUAGCUUCAUGCCGCCAACAAUUCAUCGCCAGAAGCGUCUUCGAGAUUCAGUGGAAUUAUUCUCUGGUUAUAGUGGAAGAGUAAAAAAUGAGUUCCCCUCAUUUGAUCAGUUCCAGAAUGAUUCUCCUGAUAAGAUAGCUCAAACAUUUGGGCUGCCUUUUCCACUUGAUUCAGAUCCUACGACCAAGGCCCCUGAGUCUUUUGGGGUAAUACAGGGUAGCCAGACCCUUUCAAAUGGCAAUUUCUCUGCUUCUAAGCCCACUUCAGGGGCUGUGAAGUUGGAGCUCCCUUCACUCCAAUAUCCAGAAACUGAUUUAAGCAGCUGGGGUGCAUCGUCUCCCCCGCAACCUUUACUUGAGACAGUUGACUCUUUUAUUCAGUCUCCUCCACCAACUGGAACUGUUGAGUCAGAUUGCCCUUCACCACGCAACAGUGGCCUGCUUGAUGCUCUACUCUAUGAGGCAAAAACUUUGAGCAGUGCAAAGAAUCAUUCCUCUGACAAGAGUUCAAAUUCUUCUUCUGUUUCUCCUGCUGAUAUAGCUGAUAGUUCCACCUUGAAUAUUUGUGAAACAGAAUGGGAAGACUAUGGUGACCGCCUUUCUCCACUGGGUCAUUCUGCAACCUCUUUCUUCAAUGAGUGCACUCCUCUCAGUACCAGUGGAAGUUCCUUGGAUGAACAGGCUCCUGUUGAGCCAUAUGUUGGGUGCAAGGUGAAAUCAGAACCAGUUGACCAGACAUGGACUCCUGAUAGAGGAAAAGUAAGCACUGAUCUGUAUGAUAUUACUCAGUCUGAUGCUUUACUUAGUUCAGAUUGGCUUGAGCAGGGUUCUUCUUAUGCUAAGAACCCAACUGUGAUGAAUGAUGCCAUAGCAACCCUUUUUGGAGAUGAUUUGGGCAAUGAAUAUAAGCAGAUGACAACAGGAACUUCGACAGUGAGUCAAGGGUGGGGUUUCGGUUCUUGUGCAUGGAAUAACAUGCCGCCAGUGUGUCAAAUGUCUGAACUGCCAUGAAGUCCUUGGUGUUUCCAGAAAUAUAUGAACUGUUUUGAACUUUUGUCGGUUGAUCAAUGUUGAUGAUUAGUUUGAACAUUGCUAGUCAGGUAAUGGUGCCUGGUGGACAGCAAAAUUUGAUUUGGGAGAUUUGUGGCAUAUUUGUAAGGGUCAUUUGUGGAUUUUAAUUUCUUGCUUUCUGAACCAAUGUGAAUUCCCCAUGCUAAAUUUGAAACUGAUUAGGUCUAUAAAUGCAUUCAGGCUUCUGUCAAA